Xiphophorus maculatus (southern platyfish) is the source of this 1404-nucleotide messenger RNA. It is a transcript of the gene foxd5, whose product is annotated as forkhead box protein D5-A-like. The transcript is spliced from 2 exons. Lineage: Eukaryota; Metazoa; Chordata; Actinopteri; Cyprinodontiformes; Poeciliidae. The record is from RefSeq and is a predicted model, not a curated record. Gene Ontology annotation, molecular function: DNA-binding transcription factor activity, RNA polymerase II-specific; RNA polymerase II cis-regulatory region sequence-specific DNA binding. Bases 1 to 1404 code for a protein of 467 amino acids. Gene Ontology annotation, biological process: cell differentiation; anatomical structure morphogenesis; regulation of transcription by RNA polymerase II.
AUGAGUUUCAGCUUUCACUUAAAAUACCAUCAGAAGACCAGAGAGAUCUCCAGGACUUGUAUCCUAAAGAAUGCCUCACUCGGCCAUUCUUGGGGUGAAAGGACAUUUCGCACCAACCAGGCAUUCCCCUCCGCCCUAUCUUACUGUGGCCCCCUGCAGCGAGGGGGCUCUGAUAGGUCCGAAGGAUUAAUGGGACUGGCCUGCAGGGCAGAAGCAUCCCUGUCUAUAAAACCUCUUCGCUCACUACCGCAAACCGCCUUGUGUUUAGACAGGCAGACCACAAACGCGCUUUUACGCACGACGCACCGUUACGCUUGUUUCGGCAUACAAAGUUUAGGCGCGACUAUGAUUCUGUCCGGUGAAUCUGAGGCGCCUCACCAAACUAGACUGUCUGUGGAAGAGCACGAAAUUGAUAUAGUGGGCGGUGAAGAGCCUGUCCACCCGCUGGUGUUCCGGACCGGGUGCUCCACGGACGCUGGAUUUUCAACAGAAUCUGGUGCUGAGUUUGACUCCUCAGAGCCCGAUUCCUCUGGGGAAAGCGAGAGCAGCUUCAGCACGGACGCUCCGGCGCCCAGGAAGGCUCAGAGUGGCUCGGUAAAGCCUCCGUACUCCUACAUCGCCCUCAUCACCAUGGCCAUCCUGCAGAGCCCACUGAAGAAGCUGACGCUGAGCAGCAUCUGCGACUUCAUCAGCAACAAGUUUCCCUACUACGGGGAGAAGUUCCCAGCUUGGCAGAACUCCAUCAGACACAAUCUCUCUCUCAAUGACUGUUUCAUCAAGAUCCCAAGGGAGCCCGGGAACCCGGGGAAAGGUAACUACUGGUCUCUGGACCCUGCGUCUGAGGAUAUGUUUGACAACGGCAGCUUCCUGCGCAGGAGAAAGCGAUUCAAGAGGAACCAGCCGGAAUUCAGCAGAGACGGAUUGUUUUACUCUAACCUGAGCAGCUACAGGCCGUACGGACAGCCGUAUAGCGCACAGGGGCAGGUAAAUCUCAUGCCCGCUGCUCCUGCUCGGUACAUACCCCUUCAGGAUGGCACUAUGAUGCCCCCUUCUUCUUACCAUCUUUUACCGCGUGCUCUAAACGCUAACGGGAAACGCAGCGGGCCUAAAGACUCCAGAGCGCAGCCGUGCGUAACAGUGCCAAAGUCUGGCGCUCAAGCAAAGUGCUCAUUCAGCAUCGACAGCAUCAUGAGCAGACCAUCUCCCUGCGGUGCACAAAACCCACAUCCACCUCACUCUCUUGACGGCGGCCUUGGAUUUGGCCAUCUGAUGUCAUACCCGGCAUCCCGUUUGGUACCAGCGCUCCUGCAGCCUUUAAAGACUCCCCUAUACUACAGGCCUGCAAUGCCGAGCACUGCUCCUUUAAUAAACGAGCAUCUCCUACGUUCCGUCACUCAAUGCUGA